Camponotus floridanus (Florida carpenter ant) is the source of this 1506-nucleotide messenger RNA. Its product is annotated as transmembrane protein 216. Lineage: Eukaryota; Metazoa; Arthropoda; Insecta; Hymenoptera; Formicidae. The coding region runs from base 421 to 849 and encodes 142 amino acids. Gene Ontology annotation, biological process: non-motile cilium assembly. Gene Ontology annotation, cellular component: ciliary transition zone. The record is from RefSeq and is a predicted model, not a curated record. The transcript has a single exon.
CAAAGAUUUCGAAGUAUCUGUAAGGUCAAGCGGAAUGCAUUCUUAUUUCGAGGAAAAAAAUGAGUUCUAAAAAUUUAAUUGAAAUCGGUCAAAGUAAGCAAAAUAAAAAUUCUAUUUUCGCUCAAUAAUGGCAAUGUCGCGAGGUGGUUCGAAACCCAUUCGAGUUCUCGUACAGUGUGUUAAAAAUAAACACACGCACAAGCGUGAGCGUGGAAACGCGAGAUUUCUCCACGAUUGACAUUAUUUUCGUGAUUCAGCUAGUGGAGAUAUAUUAAGAAACGCGGGAUGAGGCGAUGCUGAAGAAGGAUACAAGUAAAAUGCGCCUGUCGAAAACGACCGAGUGGAUCGGAUUCCGAGACUGGUAGGCGCAACGAUCGAACGGUCUCGGCGAGUAAAGGGCAACCUGAAAGACCUGGAAUAAUGCCCACUGUAGCGAACUCGUCGCUCACCUACGAGAUUCUCAUGUACCUGAACUCCUUCUACUUCGGUAUGUUCGCCGUCUGCGAGUUGGGCAUGGGACUGUUCAAGGCCGCGAACUUGCCCUCGCCAAGCACGAGCAAGGCCCUGAUGGAGUUUGCGCUGUUGCUCUUCCUCCUAGCAACGGAAGGCGGCAGGAUCUACCUGGGCAGAAAGGGGAAUCUGACCGAGCGUGGAUUACCGAUUCUUAUCGGAAUAAUCCUGACAAUUCCUAGUUCGUUAGCGACGCUCUACUUGCUCCUCUGGCAGUACUACGUGCUCAGACUGGAGGUGAUUCUCUGUAGCAUACAGUUAGUUCUGUUGGCGUCCGAAUUAGUCAUCGCUAUUAUGUGCCUUAUAGCCUUUUAUCGACCACCGCCCCCAGAAAAAUGAUGUAGCUUUUCGAUAAUCUAUUCUAGUCGCACGAUGAUCCUAUUUUGCACUUGUCACUUCGUUUAACAAUUCAUUCCGAGUGUUAACAAUUUGUCAUAAACGAAGCCGAGCUAUCUGCCAUUGCUUUUGUCAGAUAGUAAGACUUUUCAUUCUUAAUAAUAAUUUUAAUUAUUGUUAUUUCUACAUUUAAGAAACAAAUCUAUCGCAUAUUUUCUUUAGAUCUGGUAUAAUCUUGCAUUCUGCGUAAUAUAUUACGCAUGGAUACAAUGAAAUGUAGUGUGUAUUGGUGUUUCGCAAAUAUCUCUUACUAUUUUAAAUAUUAAAAAUAAAGACUGGCUACUAUAGGAAAGAGUUAAAAAUCUACUUUUGUAUCUUCCUCGAGAUAUAUGCUUACAUAUAAAAUGCAAAGAUUUAAAGUUUUACAAACAAUAUACAUUUUAUACAUUUGGAUAGUGUGCCUUGUACAUACACUAAUCUACAUUCCAUAGACUGAGAAUUAGAACAGUUUGGAAUCUAAAUUUUGUGCAAUAUGAUAAUCUUAAAAGAAAUUCAAAUUAUACAUUCAGUAGCCACUUUAUUUAAAAAUGAUAUGUGAGAAUAAAACUAGAAAAGAUUAUAUGUUUUAUGUUGAAAAAAUGUUAGGAUUUCUAUAAUUAA